Molecule: messenger RNA, 1594 nt
Organism: Owenia fusiformis
Lineage: Eukaryota; Metazoa; Annelida; Polychaeta; Sabellida; Oweniidae
Source: the annotation of a GenBank genome assembly
CCUACACCAAAAAUGGUGCUUUGAAAAGAAAUAAAGAAAAAAGCGUCGAGAUGGACAGCGAAGACCAGGAAGUCUGUAUAAUUGAAAAUAAUAUUGCGAGAGAGUUAACAUGUUUACCGAUUAUGAUCACAUAGGCUAAUUGUCUGAUCGUUUAUUUCCAAAACCACCUCUUUCUCGCAUUUCACAUCAUUUUUGAGGUUCAAAUGAGAAUUUGAAUUAUACGAGGUUACAGUGGAAGGACAUGAUGUCAAACUAGAACAAAAGACUCGUGACUAUGAAAAAUAUGAACAACAUUUCAUUCAAAAAUAAUUUGUUCCCAGUUUUUGUCUCUUGUCUAACAUUCACUAUAAUGGUGAUUACGCUGCUUCUUAUAGCCAAUUCAACAAUUUCCCUGACAGUGCAACACAUCCAACCUCUAAAUAUAAAGAAGACAUAUGAUAUGGACAAAACUCAACGUCGUCAAUUACCACACAAAACUCACGCACUGACGGUACUAAGAAAUAGAGGAUACAAAGUGUACAAUGCUACUGAUGAACUAAAAAACAAUGCCUUGGCCAUGGGAAUACAGGAGACAAAAGCCAAGAAGACAGCACCUAAGAAAGAUAGAGAAAUCAAAAUUCUCAUAUGGACUACAUUUUUCAAGACGAGAUUUUAUAUCAAAACAAAACCUGCGCUGAAAACGUCUAACUGUUCUAUAAAGCACUGUAGUUUCCAUUAUGAUAAAUCUAGAGCAGGGAUAGCAUCAAGUGACGCAGUCUUAUUCCAUCAGUGGGGCAGUGACUUUAAGAUUAGUGACCCUAUUCCCCAGAUCCGAUUCUCUUGGCAGAACUACAUAUUUUUCUCAAUAGAAAAUCCAACGAGGAAUUACUUCACAAAAUACGCAAAACUCUUGGAUGGUUUCUAUAACCUGACAGCAACGUACAAACAAAGCUCAGAUGUGCCUUUGCCAUAUGGCAAAUAUGUUCCAAGAAUAUUAAGGUCUAAACUAACAAGUUCGAAGAAUUAUUACAUGGAAAAUAGACGUAAUAAAACAGAUAAAGGUGCCAGUGUCCUCUGGGUUGUAAGUAAUUGUGAAACAGUUAAUAAUCGGAUGCAGUUUGUAAAGAAUUUACAGAAAUAUAUAGCCAUUGAUAUAUUUGGAAGAUGUGGAAAACCUUGCGAACGGGGCACAAAAUGUGGCACCCACCCAUAUAUGUUUUACAUGGCCCUGGAAAAUGCUGACUGCAAAGACUACAUCACAGAAAAACUUUGGAAAAAUUCAUUUCAAGAAAACUUAAUCCCUGUCGUACAAGGAUCUAAAGUUGAAUAUGGGAAACAUCUCCCACCAAACUCGUUCAUUCAUGCGGAUAAUUUCAAGUCAACAAAAUACUUGGCUCAAUAUAUCACGAAAGUUUCACAGAGCGAGACGCUUUAUAAUUCAUAUUUUAAAUGGAAGGAACUUUAUCAGUUCACAUCUGCAGCAGGUCUACAAAAUCCUGAUAAUGUUUGUAAACUAUGCACUGUGCUAAAUGAAAGAAGACAGAAUAUUUCAUUUAACAAGGUAUACAAGAUCAGUUCUUGGUAUGACUGGAGGACACAGUGUGCUAGUCGGUAG